AUGAGUGUUGGACGUCGAAGAAUUAAGUUGUUGGGUAUCCUGAUGAUGGUAAACGUCUUCAUAUAUUUGAUUGUGGAAGUCUCCAAAAGCAGUAGCCAAGAGAAAAAUGGAAAAGGUCAAGUAAUAAUACCUAAAGAAAAGUUCUGGAAGAUAUCCAGUCCUCCUGCGGCAUAUUGGAACCGAGAACAAGAAAAGCUGAAUAAGCGGUACAAUCCCAUUUUGAGCAUGUUGGCCAACCAGACAGGGGAAGUGUCUGGAUUUUCCAAUAUAAGCCAUCUGAACUAUUGUGAACCUGAUCUGAGUGUCACAUCAGUAGUCACAGGUUUUAACAACUUGCCAGACAGAUUCAAAGACUUUCUGCUCUAUUUGAGAUGUCGAAAUUAUUCACUGCUUAUAGAUCAACCAGACAAGUGUGCAAAGAAACCCUUCUUAUUGCUGGCGAUUAAGUCCCUCACACCACAUUUUGCUAGAAGACAAGCCAUUCGGGAAUCUUGGGGCAGAGAAGCCAAUGUGGGGAAUCAAACAGUAGUGCGAGUCUUCUUGCUGGGCCAGACACCCCCAGAGGACAACCAUCCUGAUCUGUCAGAUAUGCUGAAAUUUGAGAGUGAGAGGCACCAAGACAUUCUUAUGUGGAACUACAGGGACACUUUCUUCAACCUGUCUUUGAAAGAAGUACUGUUCCUCAGGUGGGUGAGCACUUCCUGCCCAAACACCGAGUUUGUUUUUAAGGGCGAUGAUGAUGUCUUCGUGAACACCCAUCACAUCCUGAAUUACUUGAAUAGCUUAUCCAAGAACAAAGCCAAAGAUUUGUUUAUAGGCGAUGUGAUCCACAACGCUGGGCCUCAUCGGGAUAAGAAGCUGAAGUACUACAUCCCAGAAGUUGUUUACUCUGGCGUCUACCCGCCUUAUGCAGGGGGAGGUGGGUUCCUCUACUCAGGCCACCUGGCUCUGAGGCUGUAUGGUAUAACUGACCAGGUCCAUCUCUACCCCAUUGACGAUGUUUAUACUGGAAUGUGCCUUCAGAAACUUGGCCUCCUUCCAGAGAAACACAAAGGCUUCAGAACAUUUGAUAUUGAAGAGAAAAAUAAGAAUAAUAUUUGUUCCUAUGUAGAUCUGAUGUUAGUACAUAGUAGAAAACCCCAAGAGAUGAUUGAUAUUUGGUCUCAGUUACAAAAUGCUCAUUUAAAAUGCUAA
Messenger RNA from Chrysochloris asiatica (Cape golden mole), 1194 nucleotides. It is a transcript of the gene B3GNT2, whose product is annotated as UDP-GlcNAc:betaGal beta-1,3-N-acetylglucosaminyltransferase 2. Gene Ontology annotation, cellular component: membrane. Bases 1 to 1194 code for a protein of 397 amino acids. Gene Ontology annotation, molecular function: hexosyltransferase activity. The record is from RefSeq and is a predicted model, not a curated record. The transcript has a single exon. Lineage: Eukaryota; Metazoa; Chordata; Mammalia; Afrosoricida; Chrysochloridae.